This is a messenger RNA of Daphnia magna, 1694 nucleotides long. RefSeq lists its product as uncharacterized. Bases 819 to 1529 code for a protein of 236 amino acids. The record is from RefSeq and is a predicted model, not a curated record. Lineage: Eukaryota; Metazoa; Arthropoda; Branchiopoda; Diplostraca; Daphniidae. The transcript is spliced from 4 exons.
UGCGAGAAGAGCGGUCAUACGUUUGCGCCAACUAGUCGAGGAAUCAACCAAACAAGUCCUCUCUCUCUCAGAGGUCAUCAAGUGCUGCUCACGAACGAACGGCUCAAACGAAUCGCGGGGAAAGAUGACCAACGCCUUGGCAAGAGUUGCGGCUGUUUUCACGCUGCUUUUGGUUGUACAAUUAUCGGCCAGCGCAAGCGUUAAAGGCCGUCCGGUCGCUUCUGUCGUCAAGACUGAGCCGGAAGUUAAGGCCGUCAAGGCUCCGCAAGUUGUUGCAUCCGAUCCUGUGCCCGCUAAGGUCCAGCAGAAAACGGCCGUGCCUGUCCAGAAAGAGAAAACCGUCGAGCUCGUUCAAAAAGAAAAGGUUGUCGAGCCCGUGCCGCAGACGUCGGCCGACGCACCUCAGAAAUUGAACGUCGACGCAACCAAAUCGGCGGAAGACGCCAAAAAAGCCGAAGUGGAUGCUGGACACCACAUCCAGGGAGACGGUCCAUUUGUGGUCAACGCCCAGCAAUUGCCACCCGACGUCCGAGAGGAAAUUAUGAGGCAAUUGAACACCCAGUACCGCCUCUCCCAGGAGAAGAAACAACAGCAAAAACAGCAGACAGUCAAAGGACAUCCAGGUGUUCAAGUGAAAAGCGAUUACGUACCGACACCGGAGAAUGAAUCUUUCGAUCCGGAAUUGGCGGCCGGAAUCGCCGAACUGCUCACCCGCAUGGCUGUCGAGGAUGACGUGGGCAACCAGUACAUCGAUUUGGAGGAACUGCCGGCCGCGCUCAAACUCCAGGUGAUCUGAAUACUUGACCAAGCAGCAAACGAUGGACGAGCAAAAGGAAGUGCUAGACCAGUUGAAAUUGCAACAGCACGCAGAGAAGGUGAAAGCCCAAGAGGCCAGUUUUGCCAGCCUUUUGAACAAGCAAACUGACAGCCAAAUCGAUGAACUGUUGAGUAGUUUGCUUCAGGGAUAUCUCGAAGAUUAUCCAGGGCCAGCAGCCGGUUAUUACCCUCAACGCUUGUCACCUUACGCCUAUCCGCAAAGACCCGCCUUUCCUUCCAGAUACCCCCCGUACGGAGUUCAGCCUCAAUACGGAGGCUAUCCAGGUGGAAAUCAGUACCACGGCAGUUUCCGACCUUAUUCCGGACUAGCGGCUUAUCCCUCCGCCGCCCUUGGAGGUUUCCAUCCCGCCUCGUAUGGCAUCCAGCCCUACGUCCUGCAAAGUUCGUUGAUUGCUCGCGAACCAUUUCCCCAAUUGUACGAUGGAUCCGUCGCAACAAAACCUUUGCCUCACCGCACGAUUGGCGGACCGGUGGCCGGCUUUUCAGCUGUGCCAAUCGAUUACGUCGAGUAUCUGAAGCCCGAAGACCAGCCUAAUCCAUUAGCCGCCUACUACGCCUAUUACCGCCAACUCUACGAAUCGCAGGCUCAAGCGGUGGGUUCGAGAUACGCGCAGGUGCCCCGCAUUCAUCCGGCAGAUUUGGCCGCCCAGCAGCCGAGGCCCUACGUCAAUUACAAGUUCCGUCGUUAUUGAAUCAUUUAGACGAUGGACCUUGUAACAAGGUGGAGGGUGUUGCUGCAUCACCAGUUAUUUAUUUUUGGCCAGGAUAUACGAACUGAAUGUUGUUGGGGUUUGAUUGAUUAAAGGGCUCAAGUUGUGUGCAACGACAAUAAUAUAAAUACCGGUUUCUAAAUGCAA